CGAUUUCGCUGAGCUAUAUAUAUAACUGCGUAAUGUUCGUAUGCUUGUUGCAUUUGCAUGUUUAUAUGUAUAUUUUUUAGUUGUUCUGUGGAAGGUAGUACGCGGAAUUGCAUCUGAUUCAGUUGAACUGAAUUUCAUAGGUAGUGUUUGGUCGUAUGGAAUAAAAAUUUGGAAGUUUUGCCUGGCCUCCCAACGGAAUGACAAUUCACCAAAAUAAUUGGUGAAUUAUGACCAUCUUGUUUAGAUCAUGCCAUUAUUAGGAACCGUUACUAUUUCAGAAAAAAAUGAUCAUGGAUUCUAGCUUCUUUUAAAUGGACCGAACUUGGCCCUAUAUGUUUCUUUCUUGUCGAUUUUUAGUGGUGUGGUGUGUGAUGUUAGCAUAUGAAGCUUAUGUGAUUAGCGUGGGCAUAUUCCUAAUUCUGCUGUCAACCUUGUUGAUUUGUGGACGGUACAAUCUGGAAAAGAAUUAAGUUAUUUAGCGAAAUCCACGGCAUUCACUUGGGAAUUUAAUGUUUCAUUUUUUGGGGUGGUUUUGUAAGCUUUACAGACUUAAAUGUUUAAUCUCUGAUGAGAGUAGAUGAAAUAUAUUUCUCAGUAGCAAACGACUUUGUGUAAUAGAACAGUUCAGACUGCAACUUGCAACAGCUCAGUUAAUUUGUAGGUAGGGCACAUGAUAAAUAAUGUACUUAACCACUGAUUUAAUAGUCUUAUACAACACAUUUAAAGCUUCUUCUUUUUAAUCAUUUUGUUGGACAUGUCUAUUGUAGAAGUAGAAUGGUCGAUGCGUUAGUAGUAGUAGUGAUGUGGUUACCUUAGAUAGUAGCACUAACGAGAGGGCUGGAGCCUAGACCAAAAUUAAGUUUAGAGACAAUAGAUUGAAGGACGUAGAUUUCUUGGCUAUCACGGAACACGAUGCUCGAACUCUUUAAGACAACGGAUUCAUGUAGUUGACCCCAAUUGAUUGGGACUAAGACUCGGUAUGGUUUGGUUUUUUUUAUUCUUUUUUUGUUUUGUGUGUGUCGGGGGGGUUUCAGAAGAUGCAUGUUAAUAUAUUAUCACGGGUGAGCAGGACCGCUAUGCGGGAUCUACAUGGGUGAGCAUGGUGAAGUGCCAUCGAGAAAAUUUUCCAUUAAAAAAAAAAGAAAUUUCCUCUAAGAAAAGCAUGCGGUAGUAUUCAAAAGAUGCAUAUUAUCACCUGAGCUGCUAUUGCGUACCUCUUGAGAUAGAUGCUCGAGAGUUGAGAUGCUAGCUUCAACUAUUCUGAAACACACAAAGACAUGAAGUAAAAAUGAGAGAAGUACUAUGUAUUGUUGAGCAUGGAAUAGUUUCUAAGGAUGGAAAGAGUGUUUACUGGGAAUUAUGUGAACCCCACCAUUCAAGUGGCUUGGUUGGCUCCACAUGUCUGUGUACCAAGUGACGAAGAUUCUGUGGCGGAAAAGAGAAAGGGGGAAGAGCUGGUUGUGCCUGAAGGGAAUAAGAAAAAGAAGAAGCAAGUUAACACACCUCGACCUGCUUGCUCUUGGGUGCAUUUUAGCCGUGAGUUCAUCAAAGAGUAUAGCGCUUCCCAUCCUGAAUCUUCAGGCCUGAAAGCUGCCACAAAGGCUGCCUCUGAUGCAUGGAAGUCAAUGAGUGUUGAGGAAAAAGCUAAAUAUACUAGGCGUGCCCGUGAAGUGUGGGAUAACUACUUGAGUACUGCUCCUGCCCGUGUUUCAAAACCAAGAAGACAGGCCAAACUAAUCACAAGGUGCUCUCCUGGUCGUUUAUUGAAUGUAUUGCUACGCUUGACCCCUGACCAAAAAGUUUCUGUGAGAAGCAUGGGAUUUGGCAGCCUUCUUGGUCUCAAAUGUCGAACCCUGCGGCGCAGCUUGUGUCUUUGGCUGUUAGAGAGGUUCAAUACUGCACGAAGUAGCAUGAAUAUUUGUGGUGUGCGCAUUCCUUUAUCACCACAGGAUGUGGAACUUGUGCUGGGUUUAGCGGCAAAUGGGAAGGAUGUGGUAAACUCAGGUCCUGAUGACCUAAUUGCGGAAUUGCGUCAGAGUUACAACGCUACGAAUCAUGGGAUCUCCCUUCGCCUAUUAGAGGAUAGAUUGGCAGCUCCAGAAGCAGGAGAUGAUUUUAAGAGGUCAUUUGUAUUGUAUGCGUUGGGCACUCUUUUGUGCCCAACAGCAAGGCUGGAUGUUAGCCCUUCAUUCCUCCAUUUCUUGACAAAUAUGGAUGUUAUCCAUCAGUACAACUGGGGAAAAUUCUUGCUUGACCGUCUAGUUCGGGAGGUAUCACGUUUUCGUCAAGGGAAGCAACGUGCUGUUGGUGGUUGCCUUUUAUUUCUACAACUUUUCUAUUAUGAGAGAAUCUCUGUUGGAGGACCUCGCGAAUUGGUCCCUACUGUUGUUCCUUGCUUGUCCUCAUGGGGUGAGGAAGAAAUUAGUGAGAGGGAGAAGCGAGAAAAGGAGCUAGGUGGCUAUGGGCGUGGUGAGGUGAUUUACAAGGAGAGGUCCCAAAGUAUGGAGUUAGUAGUGGCAGAUGGAGCUCAACAAGACGGAACACCAGUGGGAGAAGUGGGAACCAUAGUCGAGCACGAUCUUGGCUUUGCUGAUGAUGUUGCCCCGGCAAACGAGGAUAAAGUAAACGGAGAAACUACAACGGAGAAGGAAAAUAUUCAAGUUGAUCUUGAGAAAGGGAACAUAAUCUGUGUGGAUAUGGGGGUGGUGGUUGAACCAGUCAGGGGACCAUGCCGAAACACAGAGUAUGGUUGCCCAGAAGAAUCUGUCACUCACACAGGCAAAAAUGACCACGAAGAAACAUGCAUCUAUGCUCCAUGUUCAUGCCCCCUCCAGAACUGCGCCUUCAUUGGCUCAUCCGAACAGUUAAGCCUACACUUCAGCAGUAAACACCAGGACUCCGGAAGGCGUUUCCAAUACAACUGCCCUCUUCCAUUGUCCUUAAACGACGACGACCAGUUCCUUGUUCUUCAAGCAGAGGACGAUGGUCUUCUUUUUCUCCUCAACAAGGGGGUUGAAACAAUCGGGCAUACCUUAAUGGUAAAUCGUAUCGGGCCAAGUUCUUCGAAGGAGGGUUUCUUUUAUGACCUUGUUUCAGAAAAAGGAACCAGCUCUCUUAGAUUGAAAUCGUGCGUGCAAAGUUUCCCUGGGCUUGUUAUAGGGUUACCGCCCGUAGAUUUUCUUCUGAUUCCGUUUGGUUAUGCUAGUUCAUCAGGACAGCUGAGUUUGGAGGUUUGUAUUUGGAAUUCGACGGAACUUGGUGCUGAUUGAAUUCGAGAUUGGUUAGAUAGUGUGUUUUGAAUUAAAUUAAAUUGUCUCUCGAUCCUCCUCCCUUUAGGUUAUUUUAUAUGUACAGGUCUAUUCUGGGAAUAGCAGUUGUCUUGCUCAGUGAAAAGGACACUAUGGUGAGAAUCUUGUACAUUUGUAAUGUUGUGAAUUGAUAUGAUAUGAAUUGUUUUCCUUUA
Molecule: messenger RNA, 3463 nt
Organism: Rhododendron vialii
Lineage: Eukaryota; Viridiplantae; Streptophyta; Magnoliopsida; Ericales; Ericaceae
Exons: 10
Coding region: 1335-3269 (644 amino acids)
Molecular function (GO): zinc ion binding
Source: RefSeq, a predicted model, not a curated record